UUCUUCAUGAACAAUAGUGCAGUCAGCAAGUAGUGCACUCAGAUCGUUCGUAACCUGCUCUCAUUACGCAGUUGUCUAAUUUUUGUUACUGAAGUUAUUACUUUAUAUCGACGGCUGGUUAUAAUUAACGAACAACAUAUAUACGAAUCUACAUUGUCGAUAUACCAUUGUGCGAUAAACAUUUUGAAAAAUGUUGUCUCUACUACGAAUGGCUCGUCCUCAAAGAACCAUGAAUCAACUUUCCUUAUUAGCAAAACCCAAAAACUUGAAACCACAUAAUGUAAUACAACGCUUCGUGUCAGCAACGCCUAAAAAAAACGACGAUUCGACAAAUCGAGAAGUUAGUGUGAAAAAAACAUGGGUCAGCUAUGGGUUCGACUACGAAAACGAGAAGGAUGAUAAAAUCUAUCUGCAUUUUACAAUGUUUGUAUGCGUUAGCGUUUGCCUAGUAGGCGGAGCAUUUAUAAUGUGCUACUUACCAGAUGUACAUUUAACAGACUGGGCUCAACGCGAGGCAUAUUUACAACUUCGUUACAGAGAGGAACAUGGGUUGCCUUUGAUAGAUAUAAAUGUAGUGGACCCAGCUAAUUUUACUCUUCCUACUGAUGAGGAAAUAGACUACUACUACCCGCCUGAGUUUUAAAUAUUGUACUAAAGUUAUCACGGAUAACCAGACUUUGUGUGUGCAUAUUGAUACAAGAAUUAUUGUAUAAUAUGUAGUUGUAAAGUAGUUUAUCGUGUACCGGUAUAUAUAUAUAUGCAACAUAUAAUAAAUAGUUCCUUUACAAACAAAA
This is a messenger RNA of Megalopta genalis, 794 nucleotides long. It is a transcript of the gene NP15.6, whose product is annotated as NADH dehydrogenase [ubiquinone] 1 beta subcomplex subunit NP15.6. The record is from RefSeq and is a predicted model, not a curated record. Gene Ontology annotation, cellular component: respiratory chain complex I. Lineage: Eukaryota; Metazoa; Arthropoda; Insecta; Hymenoptera; Halictidae.